This is a messenger RNA of Sorex araneus (European shrew), 456 nucleotides long. It is a transcript of the gene TOMM20L, whose product is annotated as translocase of outer mitochondrial membrane 20 like. Gene Ontology annotation, cellular component: mitochondrial outer membrane; mitochondrial outer membrane translocase complex. Gene Ontology annotation, biological process: protein targeting; tRNA import into mitochondrion; protein import into mitochondrial matrix. The transcript is spliced from 5 exons. The record is from RefSeq and is a predicted model, not a curated record. Gene Ontology annotation, molecular function: transmembrane protein transporter activity. Bases 1 to 456 code for a protein of 151 amino acids. Lineage: Eukaryota; Metazoa; Chordata; Mammalia; Eulipotyphla; Soricidae.
AUGCCCGGCGCCCGGACCCUCCUCGGCCUCCUGGCCACCCUGGUGGCCGGGGGCGCCGUCGCCUUCCUGGCCUACUGUGUUUACUUUGACCGGAAGCGGCGUGGCGACCCCGCGUUCAAGCGCCACCUGCGGGACAAGAGAAGAGCGGGGCAGCCGAGGGCCCAGCCGCAGGCCGCGCAGUUGUGGGAUCCAGCAUAUCAUGAAAAACUGAAAGAACUUUUUCUGCAAGAGGUACAAAUGGGAGAAUUUUGGUUGUCGAGAGGAGAAACUCUUGUAGGAGUUGAACAUUUUGGCAAUGCCCUCUUAGUGUGUGAGCAACCACAGGAACUUCUAAAGGUUUUUCAACACACACUCCCGCCCAAGGUAUUUGAGAUGCUAUUGCACAAAAUUCCCCUUAUUUGCCAGCAAUUUGAGGCAGACAUGAAUGAACAGGAACACGAGGAUGAUCCUGAUUGA